AUUACGUCGGAACUAAAAACCGCCACGAGUCCUAGCUAGAGCCUCACUUUCAGAUCUUCGCCGUUGAUAGUGAUUAUUCGAAAGACCCUAACCCCCUAUUGGCUGAUUCGAACGAUCCGCCUCCGUCGACGGUUGAAACAUUUCUCCUAUUCUUCUCCAAUUUCAGAAAGCUGAUUCCCUUUUUCCAAAAUUCUCCAUUUCCAUCUCUUUCUCAUUUGCACUCUGUAAUAUUCUGUGUCGAAAGGUUGCUUUUGGAAUCGAAUCCUUUUCUUGCGCAAAUUGAAUGUUCGCUGUAACUUUUUCAAAUUCUGCGUAAUUCUAAUUAAGUAGACUUUGCAUAAUUCUCCAACCUUUUCUUCUUUUUCUAUUUAAAGGCCAAAAGGCGCAAUAACGCAUUCACUCUGCGAUCAUUACCUUCUUAGCUUUGAUCAUUGCAUUGACAGCAAACUGGGGACGCAGGGUAUUUCUUUGGUGUCCAAAGUCCAAGCUAUUACGAUCCAGCGUCAAAUUUUGGACCGCCACCAUUGACGAGACAUGGCAUGCGGAUUUGAUGAAAAUAACCAGCAGACUGAUAUUGGCGCAGCUGUGCGCAAUGGGAGAGAAAUACUUUUGCAGGCUUUUAACUGGGAAUCUCACAAGUAUGAUUGGUGGAGAAAUUUGGAAAGGAAAGUUCCUGAUAUUGCAAAAUCUGGGUUUACUUCAGCAUGGUUGCCACCGCCUACUCAGUCCAUUGCACCUGAAGGUUACCUUCCACAGAACCUUUAUUCUAUAAACUCUUCAUAUGGUUCUGAGCACCUGUUGGAGGCUUUACUUCAAAAAAUGAAACAGUAUAAAGUCAGAGCAAUGGCUGACAUUGUUAUCAAUCACCGUGCUGGGACUACACAAGGACAUGGAGGAAUGUAUAACCGUUAUGAUGGGAUUCCAUUAUCAUGGGAUGAACGUGCUGUUACAUCUUGUACUGGUGGACUGGGUAAUCGCAGCACAGGGGACAACUUCCACAUGGUUCCAAACAUUGAUCAUACCCAACAUUUUGUUCGAACAGAUAUUACAGCAUGGCUGCAGUGGCUUCGUAAUAGUGUUGGCUUUCAAGAUUUCCGUUUUGACUUUGCAAGAGGUUACUCACCCAAAUACGUGAAAGAAUACAUUGAAGAAGCAAAACCAAUAUUUUCUGUCGGGGAGUAUUGGGAUUCUUGCAACUACAAUGGCUCAUAUUUGGAAUACGACCAAGAUAGCCACCGGCAACGGAUUAUCGAUUGGAUUGAUGGCACAGGACAGCUCUCAACUGCAUUUGACUUCACUACAAAGGGAAUUCUUCAGGAAGCUGUUAAGGGACAAUUCUGGCGUCUACGUGACUCUCAAGGGAAGCCACCAGGUGUAAUAGGAUGGUGGCCUUCAAGGGCUGUCACAUUCAUCGAUAACCAUGAUACAGGCUCAACACAGGCCCAUUGGCCUUUCCCUUCAGAUCAUAUUAUGGAGGGUUAUGCAUACAUACUUACACAUCCAGGAAUUCCAACAGUUUUCUAUGACCAUGUUUAUGACUUGGGUGACUCCAUUCAUGACCAAAUUGUGAAACUGAUUGACAUUAGAAAGCGCCAAGACAUCAAUAGUCGAUCAUCUAUCAGGAUUCUUGAAGCACAGCCAAAUCUCUAUUCUGCAAUUAUUGGGGAGAAAGUAUGCAUGAAACUUGGGGAUGGUUCCUGGUGCCCAACUGGCAGGGAAUGGACACUGGCAGCCUCCGGCCAUCGAUAUGCUGUGUGGCAAAAUGAUGCCCCUUCAUAAUUAGUCACCAGUCAAUUUUGGUAAUCUAUUUCUGUGGACUUCUGUUUGGUAGAGGUCAUGUCUUGCAGCUGGUAUUACAAUAGUAACUAUUUUAUGAAUAAUUUUGCUAUUUGUAUGAAUAAUUUGGGAUCAUCCAAGUUAUAUUAGAACUCCACGAAUCUUUGCUGCC
This is a messenger RNA of Hevea brasiliensis (rubber tree), 1948 nucleotides long. RefSeq names its product probable alpha-amylase 2. Gene Ontology annotation, molecular function: calcium ion binding; alpha-amylase activity. Gene Ontology annotation, biological process: carbohydrate metabolic process. The coding region runs from base 535 to 1779 and encodes 414 amino acids. The record is from RefSeq and is a predicted model, not a curated record. The transcript has 13 exons. NCBI's taxonomy places the organism in Eukaryota, Viridiplantae, Streptophyta, Magnoliopsida, Malpighiales, Euphorbiaceae.